Caenorhabditis auriculariae is the source of this 1135-nucleotide messenger RNA. NCBI's taxonomy places the organism in Eukaryota, Metazoa, Nematoda, Chromadorea, Rhabditida, Rhabditidae. The record is from the annotation of a GenBank genome assembly.
AUGGACUAUCUACUUAAAUCAAGUAAGUUCUUUUUCAAAACUAUACUCAAGUUUUUGGUCUUACCACACCUUGAGUUUAAAGCACAAACUGGUCGCUAUCAAAAAUGCGACAAUCACUUGUUUAUCUUUAUCGGAAAACUUGAGAAAUAUCUUGUAGAACAAGAGUUUUUUCAGACGAAAUGGUGACGCGACGUCAGUCUUUCAGUGCCGCCUCUUUGGAGGACCGCGAAAAGCUGAUGAACAACGCGAAAGCUCUUCGGUUCGCUUCGUUUCGUUCUUUGCCCUCAUUUCCGUUUUUUUGGUCCUUCUCCUGCUUUUUACUUUGAAAGAAAAACUAAUUUUUUUUCCAUUGAAAAGCUUUUGAAAGAUGUUAGACUAUAAUUAUGGUGUUGUCUCUGUUUUAUCACCAUUUAAUGUCACAGUACCCCGGGCUUGAAAAGCGUCACGGGAACUAAAUCCAAUUCAAUUCUAUACCUUCUUGCGCUAGCCGUAUUGGGUCGGGCGCAACUCUUUCAAAGAGUGUUUUAGCCAAUAUCUCAAAUUCAAACAACAAUCUUCCUUGUUAAAAUAGAUUUUUCGUUUGAAACUGGAAAACAAUGAGAUCCCCUCAAAUCGUUCCACUGCUUUCGAAAACCAUGAAGGAGAUUCCAGAUUCGAGUUGGAAAGUAGAAGGAUGGGCCUCAAAGACAUCGUCGCCGAUGUUCAGCACAGCAACAUGCCAAGACACAUGGAAGAACUCGCCUGUUCUCACGCGGCCAAAGCCAUGCAGGUUUCCAAGAGUUUGAAACUUCUUAUACUUCAAACCUUUCAGACAUACAAUCUGGAGCACGACAUUGCGAGGUACUUGAAAACGGCUUUUGACCGCGAGUUCGGACCCGACUGGCAUUGCAUUUGCGGCCGCCAUUUCGGAUCUUUCGUGACUUUUGAGCCGAACAAGUAGCUUCUGACUUGUUUGAAAGUCUAUAGUUUGACUAUUUUCAGUUUCAUUUACUUCCGGAUCGGCACCAUAGCCUUCAUGCUCUACAAAACGACGUCUUCAAGGCUGCCAAUCGUGGAGGAGACUCUUCGGAACACUGAACUGACGCCAGCAACCUAUUUAGUCGGUCUUAUUUCUUCAGCUUCAUCGUGUCAUUGA